CGACACCAUAAUGACUCAUUUCCUGUAAAAUGCUUUUAAUUAAUAAUUGUGGCAAUGUAAUCGUACCUACGUUCUUUUUAAUUCAGUACCGAUUCUCCAAAGUUUUUAGGAAUACUUCCUAAUAGGAAUCGAAUGAAAGUGUGAAACAUCAGGUGAAUUCAAUUCGUACUGACCUUAUUUUUACAUUAAAUAGUCUCAUUCGUGAAUCUUCUGGCAUUCAUGGGCCAAACUACUGGUACAGGUAUGCCUGAAACAUGAUAUUCUUGUGAGACUCGAGAAAGAAGUUGAAUCAGGUAGGAAGUUUCGUGAUGGUGAUGAAUUUUCGAACUGUUCGGUAUGAAUAUGCUUAUAUACGAAUAUUCGAAGUCGUGUCGUGUCUUCAACGAACUGCGGACCGAUUUACAUAUCUGGUUUUUAAACUAUCGAAUCGCGUUUUCUUCUUCUCAGCUCGUUUGGGAAUACCGUCAUAUUAUAGUCUUGAUUGGCUCAGGGGAAAUUCACUGCUGGCUAAAACGAUUUUCUCGCUAUUUCUUUCAGAUUCCGUAGGCUGAUUUAACCGUGUUAGUAUCUACCGAUGAGAGCGAUACUUCUCUGUACGGGUUGUUUUUUAAACAGCUGCAGUGAGUUUUCCUCGUAGUAGUUCUGUUUUUGUACGUGAUACGGUGAUAAAUAUUUCUAUUACAUUAUGGUGAGCCAAGUGGUGAAUUCUAACUCAAAUGCCAUUAUGGGAGGCACAGGGAUGACAAUCAAUAGAAAAGCAGAGAGACGAAAACCCAAAGUUGGAGAUCUUGAUUUCAAACCACCCGAUGGUGGGUGGGGUUGGUUGAUAGUGGUUGCAUGCGGAUUUGGAAACUUAUGUUCAUUUCCGAUGUUCCACCAGUUUGGUCUAGUCUUUAAAGAAAAAUUCGCCCAAGUAGGAAUAGACAGUAGUCAAACGCUGACUAUACUCAAUUUAUGUGUAGCUUUUAAUACAGGAGUAGGUUUAUUAAAUGGGCCUUUAUUCAGGCUUUUUUCUCAAAGACAAGUAGCAGGGUUUAGUGCCUGUGGAAUAGUUAUAUCCCUAAUAGUAUUAUCGUUUUGUACCCAAUUUUGGUCUCAUAUAGUCAUGUACUCAUUAUGUUAUGGUGCUAGUUUUGGAUUACUAGAAGCAGCCAACUCCUUAGCCAUCAACACGUAUUUCAAAGAGAAACGAAGAUCUGCUACGGGAUAUUCGUGGACCUUAACCGGUCUAGGGCCUAUAAUAUGCCCUUAUAUAAUAGUUUUCCUUGAGAGAUACUGCGGAAUAAAUGGGGUGAUAAUUAUUUUUGCUGGAAUAGCUAUGCACUCCAUUCUAUGCAGUCUAUUUUUGCAACCAGUUGAAUGGCAUACGGAACCAAGAGACGAACCAGUUGAAGCUCCUAUAGGUGAUGAACAAAAAACGAUUACACGUAAUAUGGCAUUAGCUGACAAGUUUUUUGCUAACGAGGGUUACUGUCAUUCGGAAGUAGAACCACAAAAACCAUCCCUCCUGGUUGGCAAAGAAACCGAUUCAACUUUAGAGAAUAGUCAGAUACAAGAAGUUAGUGCAAAUGGCGAAGAAGAUAUUCAUAAGAGUGAGGGGAUUUGUUGUACCAAAGAGGAAGAUACAAAUAAAUCCGAAGAAAGCUUAGAUGGAAAACGUGUAGUUCUAGUAGAAGAAACCGAUCCAGUAUUAAUAUCCGAACCGACAAACACGCUCAGAGAAAAAUUCUGCACUUACUUCGACUUCGACCUCAUGAAAGACCCGACCUAUCUCAACUUGAACUUGGGACUAACAUUUGCGAAUGUGACAGAAAUGAACUUUUCCUUAGCAACUCCUAUCAUACUGACAGAAUUCAACUUCACGAAGUAUGAAAUUGCUAAUUUCAUGUCUGUGUUGGCUGCCACAGACCUAAUCGUUAGAUUCAUAAGUUCAGUUGUGGCAGACAAAAUUGGUUGGAGCAAUCGAACCUAUUUUCUCAUAGGAGUAAUGAGCAUGGCUAUAGGAAGAGUCAUUCUCGUCCAUACUCAGACCUACACCUUAGGAAUGUUUGUGGCAGUCGUGAUAGGUUCUGGUAAAGCACUCAGAACGAUUUUCAUGAUAUUGGUGAUACCUUCUCAUGUGCCUUUGGAAAGGCUACCGGCUGCUUACGGUUUGCAGUUUGCUGUUAGUGGAAUAACCUUCAUAGUACUUGGACCAGUUGUAGGAUGGAUACGGGAACAAGUUGGAAGCUACGUCUAUACGCUACACAUACUGAAUAUCCUGACUUAUCUUACUGCCAUUUCUUGGACUAUUGACAGUUGGAUGACGAAGAGAAAGAAGAAGAUUGAAGAUGGUGUCAAGAAGGAUCAACAGAUGAUUUCAUGAAGUGCAGAGUCAUCAAGGUUCCUACUCAGUACUAGGCACUAUGUGACUAAAUAUAUCAAAAAUGUCCUUACUCAAUUUGACAGUGAAAAAACUUCAUGUUUGAAAUCGUUUCGAUGUAGAUUAUGCAGGUGGAGUUCGAAAUUACCACCAAUUAUUUUGAUCUCAUUAUCAAUUUGGAUUUAGUAUGAUAUAGGCCGUCAGUUGUUAGAAAGCCAUAGUGACUUUGAAAAAUCUCCAUAAAUGAUAAUAUUUCCACGAAAUUCUCGAUAACAAGACAUGCUGCACUUACACAUUAUCUAGCCUAUUCCAGUGAUGUGACUAAUUUAGGUAAUUCAAUGUUAGGUCAAUUUAUAGUAUUAGUAUUUCACUGAAAGAAGCUACUAUGUGUUAGUGAAACAAAUUUUGUUAAGUUUUCACCUCGGUUUUUAAUAUUAUCGGUUUGGAAGAGAAACACCGGCCAUAAAAUAUUAUGAAAACCAGAGUGUUCCCAAAAUUAUAAAGGAAGUGUCUUGGGGAAAAUGAUCUCAAAGAAGUGCGAAAAUAGGAAUAGGUCCUUUUAUUCAAAUUUGAAAAUACGUCUUUCAAGUUACUAAUAUGUGAUAAAAUCUGUGUGAAUAAAAUUUGCAUCAAUAAAGAUUGAUAUA
This is a messenger RNA of Phaedon cochleariae (mustard beetle), 3009 nucleotides long. The record is from the annotation of a GenBank genome assembly. Lineage: Eukaryota; Metazoa; Arthropoda; Insecta; Coleoptera; Chrysomelidae.